Papaver somniferum (opium poppy) is the source of this 2211-nucleotide messenger RNA. Its product is annotated as hippocampus abundant transcript-like protein 1. NCBI's taxonomy places the organism in Eukaryota, Viridiplantae, Streptophyta, Magnoliopsida, Ranunculales, Papaveraceae. The record is from RefSeq and is a predicted model, not a curated record. Gene Ontology annotation, molecular function: transmembrane transporter activity. The transcript is spliced from 14 exons. The coding region runs from base 363 to 1712 and encodes 449 amino acids. Gene Ontology annotation, biological process: transmembrane transport.
UCCAAAAUAUAUCAUCACAAACAUGUACAGACCUUAAACCCGUUUAAUGGAAUCUUAAUUAGCAACAAUCUUUUUCUAUCAGCAAACAUAAAGACACGUUGAGACUGAAAGCAAAAGCAACGUGACCCAUAUAUAAAGAGUGUACCCAAAAACAACUCCUCCUCCCUCUUCUUAAAUAUAUUCCUUUGUGUGUUACACAAAUUAACAAGUGUACAUUCAUUUCUUAAGAAUCAGUUUUUAGUUUCUCAGUAGAAUCCAGUGUUCAUGAAUUAGCAGUAUUCUCCUUCUUCUUUUUCAUCAUUCUCACUUUCCUUUAUCAUAUAAUUUAAAAGGUUCUAUACAUUUGGUGAUUGAACACAGAAAUGACAGAGUCAAAAAUGGAGUAUGAAAGGUUAAGACACAUAUUUGUGACAGUUUUUCUAUAUAACUUUGCUGUUUUCAUGGUGAUUCCAGCCAUUACCGAUGUUACAAUGUUAGCUCUAUGUCCUGGUCAAGACGAAUGCUCGCUCGCCAUUUACCUCAGCGGUUUCCAACAAGCGGUAACAGGGUUGGGCAGUCUAAUGGUGAUGCCAGUGGUUGGCAAUCUCUCUGAUUCAUACGGACGAAAAGCUCUUCUAACACUUCCUAUGAUUCUCACCAUUUUGCCCUUAGCAAUAUUAGCAUGUGGAAGGACCAAGUACUUCUUCUAUGGUUAUUAUGCUCUCAAGACUCUCACUGCAAUGUUUUGUGAAGGCAGUGUUCUUUCACUUUCUCUAGCUUAUGUGGCAGAUAACAUUUCAGAAAGCCGAAGAUCAUCAGCAUUUGGAAUUUUAUCUGGCAUUGGGUCUUCUGCGUUCCUAUGUGGUACCUUAACCUCUCGUUUCAUUUCCACGGAGUCUACUUUCAAGGUUUCUGCAUUUGUCGCUAUAUUGGCAACGUUGUACAUGAGAUUUUUCUUGCCAGACUCUAGUUGUAAUAUUGAUUCCACCUCUUGUUCAAAAUUGAUAUUGAAUAAGACUAAGAGAAUUGGCAACAACGUUGUUGAUGAUCCGUGUCCGAAGAUACAAAUUGGUAAAAGGAUUCCGUCAAUAGAUGAUAUGAUCCAUUUGCUGAAGACUAGUUUAAUAUUUAGACAAGCGGCAAUUGUUGCAUUUUUCACCAAUCUUGCAGAAGGUGGUCUCCGUGAGGCAUUGCUGUACUUCUUGAAGGCGCGUUUUCACUUUAACAAGGACCAAUUCGCUGACUUAAUGUUGAUAGUUGGGGUUUCAGGAGUGAUAUCACAGCUGGUUCUCAUGCCCAUACUAGUCCCUGGUUUAGGAGAAGAAAAACUGCUUAGGAUUGGGCUACUUGCAAGCUGUGUACAUAUGAUUACGUACAGUAUAUCAUGGGCGCCUUGGGUUCCCUAUGUCGGUACUGCAAUUGUUGUUCUUGCUGUUUUCUCAUCCCCAUGUCUAAGGAGCAUAGCAUCUAAACAAGUCGGACCAGAAGAGCAGGGGAAAGCUCAAGGGUGCAUUUCUGGGAUAGGUUCCUUCGCCAACAUAAUAUCUCCCUUAGUUUUUACUCCUCUGACAGCUAUUUUCCUGUCAGAUAGAGCACCAUUCCAUUUCCCGGGUUUCAGUAUCAUGUGCACAGGAUUUGCAAUGAUGAUAGCCUUCCUACAGAGUCUUAUGAUAAGGCGUGUUCCUACUAUUUCAAAUAACAAAAGCAACAGUAAUGCCUACAACGAGGCCUAACAUUUACCUAUGCUCCUCUGUGGCGUGUAACUAGUCGAAAUAUCACUAUUGCGUGAGCAAGAAUAUGACUGUUGUUUCUGCAUUUGCUGAUAGCUAAUACUCCAACAAUGCAACAAAAUAAGUUUGCCUGAACGCACGCGCACUCUAGUGCAGUGGUCGACGACGGGAAACAGCAUUCAUCCUCUUCCUUCUAAAGAUAAUUUUCCUAAACUAGAGGGGCAUAACGGUUCCACCAAGCUGGGGAUGAAAUUGAGCUUACUGAUAAUGUAUCGGAUUUUGACUCGUUUGCUGCACUAGUGGGUUAACAACUCAACACGUGCAUUGUUUAUAUGUGAUAUGUGCUUGUAUAUAUUCAUAGGAAUUGCAUAAUUUUAGAUAUAUAGAGGUAAAAUUUCAAUUUGUAAGAUAUUUAUGAUGCACCUCAUGUAAUUUGGUGAAGUACUGGGAACUUUAUCCGAAGAGCUUAAUACUAAAAUGAAGAUGCUUUUUUUUUGUCUCC